ACGGCACAGAUCUAACGUCGACAUGUUUGGCCUAGAUAUAUCCGUCCGAAUUUACGUUCUUGAUAACAAGUCAGACUUAAUCCCUGCCAGCUAAGAAUGUUAAAUUCUGCUUUAUUUAUGGGCUAAACUGUCCAGCACUUUCUUCGAUUCAUCACCAUUCACGAUUUCCAGACGUAUAGAUUUAACUCUGGGGACGCGCUUAUUCGAGUCCAGUUGGUAGAAGACUGUGGUAAUUCGGUAUAACGAGAUCAGCCUUAUCUACAUCGGUUAGACGACAGGUGUUUCUACCUGGCACCAUUUUUUGAAAAGAAGACUAAUAAGAACUACAUCAUGACCAUGACUAGCCCCCGACACAGAUUAGCCGUCUUCGUGCUGUGUUUGUCUGUAAUGGCGACCGUUCGCGGCCUGGACGUUGUUAUAGAACACACAAAGUAUACUGCACAUGCCCAGCUGACAGAAGCCGGAAGAGAGGCCAGUCUUUAUGGAAACCAAGCUUGUUAUGAGCUUCUGGCCCUGCUCUAUCAGACAUAUGGUAAACACUACAUAAGAAGAGACACUCAGUUGGUUAGUCAGAUGGGCCAGUUUUUGGCUGAGCUUGACCAUGUACUGACCGAUGGAGUGACCAACCUCUCUAAGACUGUUAAUACCACACUGGACCGGCUAAACCAGCUGGUUGACCAUGUUCUCCACACAGAGCUGUUCGACACCCCUGCUACAUCAAUGACGAGGCAGGUGGAUGACGUCAUAGCGGAGGGCAAGCGUGGGGCAGAUGAGGAUGGUGUCAUUCUGCUACAGAGUAUUUUGCACAUCAUGGGGGAGUAUUUCAAAGGUUAUUCCACUGAUGACACCUCCGUGGUGGGACGUUCACUUCGUAAGAACAAGGGAAUACCGGAGAUUUUCAAUGACAUGACGCAAGUGGCAAAAAACACGUUCAAUAUAGUGGACAAGGAGACCAGAAAGAUUUUAGAGGAUCUGAACGUAAUCGGGACCGCGUUAAAACAGAGCCUAAGUGAAGCCUACGGUAUUAUGGAGAGCAUAACACCGUACCUGGAUCAAACCCUGAUUAGGCGAAUUUUGAAAAACAUAUUCAAGCGGCAUGUAUCUAUACAGGUUGUCUCCUCCUUCGCUGGAAAACCCUAUGCCUACCCUGCUAGGCGGUCACGUUUCGUCGAUGGAAAGUAACUCUCCAGUUCUGGAAGGCUUUUGUGUCUCCAAAAGAAACCUGCGGCGAUUAUGCAGAUCCAUGUUCACCGAGAAAGAAAACAAACACACAGC
Molecule: messenger RNA, 1275 nt
Organism: Liolophura sinensis
Lineage: Eukaryota; Metazoa; Mollusca; Polyplacophora; Chitonida; Chitonidae
Exons: 7
Coding region: 331-1182 (283 amino acids)
Source: RefSeq, a predicted model, not a curated record